UUCCCAGGUUGUGACUUGUAUUUAGGUGUUUCCGCGCGGUGCAGAUGUCACGCAGCUGUCACGGUAAAACGCGUUCCUGUGUGAUGAGUGAAGGCCUCUGAGAUCUAACCCGCAGGCUCACAGUCACGUGACUGAAGGCUGCAGCCGUGGACAGCAGAGGCUCUGAGAGGAACACAGCUGAAUCAUGCGUGGGCUCAUCUGUGGACCGAAACUCGCAGCGUGUGGGGUCGUGUUGAGCAUAUGGGGCGUGAUCAUGUUGGCCAUGCUGGGUAUUUUCUUCACGAUGCAUUCAGCAGUGCUGAUUGAAGAUUUGCCUUUGACAGAUGAAGACACCUUUAAAAAUUCGACCACUCCUCAGAAGGUCUAUGAUCUGUACCAGAAGGUGGGCUACAACUGCUUCAUAGCAGCUGCUGUGUAUGUGCUGUGUGGAGCGUUCUCCUGGUGCCAGAUGAGGCUCAAUAAGCAGAAGGAGUAUUUUGUGCACUAGCACCACCUGGUGGACAGAAGAGCUCACUGCCAGCAGGAGGCUAGGUGCUGAUUCUCAGCUGUUCUUCAAUCACAACCUCAGGAUUUCAAUGACCUCGUCACAUCUGCAGGGACUGGACGCUGUGUGAGAACAUAUUGAAUGAAAGUAUUUCUACCUGUGAUUACAGGUGCUCUACUUAUUAAAACUGCCUACAACUCCAUGAUUAAAUGAUUAAAAAAACUUGAAGUCUGUAAAACAUUUUUGUUGUUCUUAAAUAAGAGAAUAUGUUUGUGAUCACGGUGAUCAGUGUUUGUGUUAAUCAAAUUAAAUCAUUCAUUUCUGUCUGAA
This is a messenger RNA of Archocentrus centrarchus (flier cichlid), 814 nucleotides long. RefSeq names its product ribonuclease kappa-A-like. Lineage: Eukaryota; Metazoa; Chordata; Actinopteri; Cichliformes; Cichlidae. The transcript has 4 exons. Gene Ontology annotation, biological process: nucleic acid metabolic process. Bases 185 to 487 code for a protein of 100 amino acids. The record is from RefSeq and is a predicted model, not a curated record. Gene Ontology annotation, molecular function: RNA endonuclease activity.